GGUAAACCCAGCCGCCGAUCACGCUCGAGUGAGACAGCGAAGCACAUCAAAAAAGCCGAGUUUGAUGACGAGAAAUAAUAUUGCUGAGCGAAAUUCUAUGGCCAGGAGCAACGUUCGCAGAUUAACUAGAAACCGAUUGACAAACUCGUCAUAUUCGCAUCAACGGCACCGGAAAAUCGACAAUACGUCCGCACCAAAAAGAAACAGAACUGGAAGCUCAACGAGAGCAAGCACGAAGGGCUCUGAGAGGAAGCAAUCUGGUGAUCGGGAGGUCGAGUAUCCUGAUUACUACAGUGAGAACAACGAUGAGCUGAUAAAAGAGCAAAAAACGAGGCAAGAUCAGACGGAUGAGAGCGGUAACGAGAGGAUUGUCAGACAAAUCUCGAACGGGUCCGUCCUCGGCGACGUCCCACUUGCCGAUCGCUCGCGCUUCAACUUGCGACAAUUCACGAACGGAGACUCCCGCGACAAAGAUCUAACCGACGACGUUGAAUCGUUGAAAUUCUGGGAGGGCGAUGAUCCUGCGACCGUUCGAUCGAGCAACGACAACGUCAUCGGUGAUGUAUCUACAUACUUGCCGGUACUCAUUGACCAGAAGAUCAAUCCUGGAAGUCUGUAUUACUUUCCUGACGUCCCUCAGGAGGACCCAAUGUUCGGUCAGCUUCAGGAAACCAUUGACCAGUCCGAGAAGAACGUGCUCGGUAACAGAGCAGAGUCUUCUAGCGAGAAUCCAAGCGAUCUGUACGCGGAUCUGACGCAGGUCCUCACUACCAGCGAUAACAGCGUCUUCAAUCCGCAAUUUCAAAUCGAGGGGCUUCCCGGCGAUUAUCAGAAUCGCGCGAGUAUACCUCACUUGUAUAUGAACCUGAGCGACAAACCUGGGAUAGCCAAACCUGAAGAAGUGGAGGUGCUUUAUCCCGUUGAACCUUAUGUCAAGAUCCCGACAAAUGCACCGCACUUUUUCCGCAAGGUUCCGGGUGCUUUGAAAGUGUAUGUCGCUAAUGGAAGAAAUGGUGGGCCUGUGAUUGCGCCAUCACCCGGAUAUGUUUAUCCUGUUGCACCCACGAGACAAGCUAUGCUCAAGGUCAACGAACACACCUCGGUAAUUCCUCAAUCGGCUCCCAAUCGACCGAUUGAACAUAUAUUGUUUCCUGAUCGAGAAAAGGGACAAAAUCGACAUGAGGGCGAUAUAGUUAGCGAUUAUAAUGAUCAGAUAAUGAUUGGGAGAGAUCAUAAAGCAGAGAAAGAGGAAGUUGGAAUUUUACAUAAAAAAUAUAAAAAUAAGAUGAACGAAGGAUCCGCGAGGGGCAAGGUAACGCACGACGAUCGUUCGUCCGCGACUGUAACGAAGACGACUACGACAGAAAGAGCGGAGAGCCAACGAGCAAAUGUCUCUGUUAUGUUGAAUGAAACCAAGGAAGUCGCCAACCAAAUACUUGAGAAGAUCAUGGACGAGUUGGAAGAAAUUAGAUCGGAUCGGCCAGAAAACGAUCAAAUAGAAGGUUUACCUUGCAAGAUCUCAGGAUCGUGGGUGACUACACAGGGUGGAGUGCGGAUUGACAUGAAGGUGACUAAUCACACCAUCAAUGCGACGCUGGCGAAGUUGUCACCGCCGGCUGCGCAUCAGGGUUUGCUGGAUCCGAGCUGGAAUCUCACCGGUCACGCGCCCUUCGCACCGGGUGCACCGUUCUCCUUGGUCGCCAUCGACAAUCGUACGAAAUCGCUGGCGUUGUUUGCAGGUGCGUGCAGAGUGUGUCAAGGUAUCGACACGAUAGCGGGUGUUUGGUCGAUCGCCCACAGUCCGCAGGAUUGCCGAGACUUUCAGAUCGCUACAAAUAUCUACAAUGACGUGUUUCGCCGAACCAAAUUGUCGUCAGCGAUAAACGCAAAGCAUCAGGAGAUCGUGCGAUUGUUACGCAAGGGCAAUCGCGAUAACGCGACGACAACCGCGACUUUAAUAGGCAGUACGGUAGUGCAACAAAAUAAUACGUUACAACAAAAUAAUACGUUACCGCAGAGCAAGGAAGAAAAAGGAAAGACUUAGAUGUCUCGAGGCGAACUUGAGGAGUUGGUAGACAGACAAUGAUGAUGAUGAUGAUGAUGAUGACGAGGAUGUUGAUUGAUAGACGGAUCGGAAAAUUUGGAAAUGGACAUCAACGCGUGGAUUGCUAGAAACAAAAAGAAAUGUCUUAUAUUG
Harpegnathos saltator (Jerdon's jumping ant) is the source of this 2197-nucleotide messenger RNA. RefSeq lists its product as uncharacterized. The transcript is spliced from 3 exons. The record is from RefSeq and is a predicted model, not a curated record. Lineage: Eukaryota; Metazoa; Arthropoda; Insecta; Hymenoptera; Formicidae. The coding region runs from base 65 to 2044 and encodes 659 amino acids.